AUGUGCUACUUAGACAUUGAAGCGGUGCGCACGUCGCUCCUCAAGCUGACCAGCGAUUCAAAGGCCUUGACCCUCUUGAGCAAUGCUUGUGCAUUGUUGGAACAGGAGCUCGAGAUGAUUCAGUUCUACGCUCGGGUACCGAGCAAAUCCAACGUUCAAGACCAGGUGCUUCUCGCGGAAAUGGCCAAGCUGGUAAACUCGCUUGUCGGGGUUGCUUGCACUCGGUACACGAGUGUACCACGUGAUGCUUUCAUUCUUUUCUUCUUCCACAGCCACUUCAUGAGCAAUGCUGUGAAGGACGUCAUUGGUCGACCUGCUGAUUUGAAGGCUCGCAGGUCGCUGACGCAGUCCUCACUCAGGUCGAAGCUCACGGCCAAGGUUGUUUGUCAUGGUCGACUACUCUUUCGCACAUGGAUCUCUCCGUUCAAUUUUCGGCCGUUACCCAGCAGUGCCGACUAUCAGAAGAUCAGUCAAGAGCGGAUCUUCUUUUCCAAAGUUUCUGGGCCUCAGUUUGCUGCGGAAGCAUCGCGGAACAGGUUGGACUUGCCCUUUGACAAAGCUUUGGAGGAGCUGACGACGCGAUUGGUCCAUGAAAACGCACAGGAACAAGUGGUGGCAGCUGGUGUGAAAUCUUCGAAGCCCAGGAGGCCUGUGUCGAGCGCACAGAGCCGGCCUCGAGCCAGCCCCAGCCACAGUCCGUCGACAUUGAAGCGGGCACGUUCGGUAGGCUCCGUGGGCUCGCGGCCAAGUUCUCCAGCGUCCCCUUCAUCAAAGAGGGGUUUGACCACGGCAGGCAUGCCGGGGCGUCCGCGCAACUUCCUUGGUCAGUGGCCCCAAACUCCGCCACAACUGGCUUCUCGGCUGCUGUCUCGCCAUUGCAUCGGGCAUCAGGGGCCUCCGUCUGCAGGUACAACGCAACCUCGUGAAGCCUGGGGAUCAGCAGAACCAGAGCUUGAAACAGAUGGCUUGCAGGAACUUGUCCCGGACAUGGACGGUGGUGCAGGCCCUGAAAAGCAGAGUGCUGACAGAGCUGGAGGAGAAGGCCAAGGUCCUGAACUUCAACUCUUUGGGUCUGUGUUGCGCGACGUUUCACGACGCUCAUCGGGCUCCGCGGCACCUACCAAGCGAGGCAGAAGCAAGCCUCGGCGACCUGACAUGCUCCUGAGUAUGGGUUCUUCCAGAAGAGGAAGUUCAAACUCGAACUUUUCGGAAGUCGGUGACGAGAGGAGAACAUUCUCGAAGAGCAACAGCAAAGAUUCCAGCCUGGCCGUGCCGAGCCCCUACCCCAUCCAGGAGGUGGCUGAAGUAGCCCCGAGAUCCAGAGCAAAGGAGUUCACUGAUCAGCGACUUGCACAGAUGCUGCAGUUGCCGCUUGAAGUUGUGAAGCAGGCCGCACACUGCUUUCGGCAACACGCAGCGUGUGAACCUCCAAGACGUCCAGAUUUGUGGAGAUUGAAACAGUCGGACUUUGAGAAGGUUCUCUGCGAUCUUUGCCAUGUGGCAAACAUCAGCGAGCUCUCCCAUUUGUUUGUUUCCAAGGCUUUCAGGCUUGCGGACAUGACGAAGAGCGGGGACCUGGAUCUUCAGGAGUUUGUCACCUGGUAUGCCACGUUCAGCUUCUCGGAGGAGCUGCUGCUUGGGAAAUCCACAAAGAGUGUUCGUUCAGUGGCCCGCAGUUUGGGAAUCAAUCUGCUCGACAUCGAGCGCUACAAGCGCGUCUUCGACAGCUACGAUAAAGACAAAAGCGGCGUCAUUGAGAUGGCAGAGUUCCGGCUGAUGGUGAACCGCCUGCUAAAGGUGCCAGCGGGGCAUCACUUGCCAUCAUCAGUCGUGAAAAGCUUCUGGAACAUGGCGGACAGUGAUGGGAAUGGCGAGAUUGACUUCACCGAGUUCUGUGAGUUUUAUUUGAAAGUUUUCAUGAAAGACGAGGGAGGUUUCCAGCUGAGUGAUUUGUACAGGGACAUCCGAAAGGUUCCAGUGAACAGGCGGCGUGUUUCAGGCUGA
This is a messenger RNA of Symbiodinium natans, 2004 nucleotides long. The record is from the annotation of a GenBank genome assembly. NCBI's taxonomy places the organism in Eukaryota, Dinophyceae, Suessiales, Symbiodiniaceae.